Molecule: messenger RNA, 2159 nt
Organism: Cottoperca gobio
Lineage: Eukaryota; Metazoa; Chordata; Actinopteri; Perciformes; Bovichtidae
Gene: grinab
Product: glutamate receptor, ionotropic, N-methyl D-aspartate-associated protein 1b (glutamate binding)
Exons: 8
Coding region: 183-1442 (419 amino acids)
Biological process (GO): negative regulation of apoptotic signaling pathway
Cellular component (GO): endoplasmic reticulum; Golgi apparatus; membrane
Source: RefSeq, a predicted model, not a curated record
UGAACGCGGCAUUCCGCAUCCUGGGGGCGGAGAGUUAACAGCAGUUUACUGGCAUCCACCAAAAAACAUUCAAGUGGGACAGAACCUGCGCAAAAAUACCGCACAUAAUUUUGGAGGGGCCCAGCUGGGAUUGAAACUUUGAUUGCGGGUAAUCGGGUCUGUGCUCCCGAGCUAAGGCAGAGAUGAGCACCGAGAAGACUGCAUACGCUCCCGUACAGGGGGUACACUCUCCAUCUUCGCUUCCCGGGCAGCCAGUGUUUCCUACCGCAUUUGACAUGAAUAUGCCAGGCCCAAACAUGUACGGAGCCCCUGCCCCUGGUGGUUUUUCUGCUCCUGGUGGUUUCCCUGCUCCUGGUGGUUUCUCUGCUCCUGGUGGUUUCCCUGCUCCUGAUGGUUUCUCUGCUCCUGAUGGUUUCUCUGCUCCUGGUGGUUUCCCUGCUCCUGGUGGUGUCUCUGCUCCUGGUGGUUUCCCUGCUCCUGAUGGUUUCGCUGCUCCUGGUGGUUUCCCUGCUCCUGAUGGUUUCGCUGCUCCUGGUGGUUUCUCUGCUCCUGGUGGUUUCCCUGCUCCUGGUGGGCUCCCUUUCCCUCCACCAACUGCUUUCGGGCCAGUGGUUCCUGGAGCUUUCGGAAUGAAGCCGGGCGGCCCAGGAUAUGGAGGCAAACCCUCACCAUAUUCUCCACCAGAUCCGGGCUUUAAUGGCAACUUCAAUGAUGAUGUUUACCAUAGUGAGGAGGACCCACCCCCCUUUCAUGAGAAUCAAGACUUUGAUUUUGGAUUAGAUAACAAGAGCAUAAGAAGAGCCUUUAUUCGAAAGGUAUUCUUGGUGUUGACUGCUCAGCUGACGGUGACAUUCGCCUUUGUGGCUGUUUUCACCUUCGUGGAUGAAGUCAAGAUGUUUGUCAUGGUGAACACCUGGACCUACUUGGUUUCCUAUGCCAUAUUCUUUGUGUCGGUUUGUGUGAUCAGCUGCUGUGGAAGCGUUCGCCGGAGACAUCCUUGGAACCUGGUUGCAUUAUCCGUCCUGACUCUCAGUAUGUCGUACAUGGUGGGAAUGAUCGCCAGCUUCCAUGACACUGACACAGUCGUCAUGGCAGUGGGCAUCACGGCAGUUGUGUGCUUCACAGUGGUCAUCUUCUCUCUGCAGACCAAGUACGACUUCACUUCCUGUUACGGGGUGCUUUUCGUCUGUUUAAUCGUCCUGCUUGUCUUCGGCAUCCUCUGCAUCUUCAUCCGUAACAAGAUUCUGCACAUUGUGUAUGCUGGACUGGGAGCGUUGCUCUUCACCUGUUUCUUGGCGGUGGACACGCAGCUGCUGCUUGGCAACAAGGAACUGGCCCUGAGUCCAGAGGAAUAUAUCUUUGCUGCUCUCAACCUGUACACGGACAUCAUCAACAUCUUCCUCUAUAUUCUUGCUAUCAUUGGAAGAGCAAGGGGGAGCUGAGCAGGAGGAACAACAGAUUAAAGUUCUGACACAAAAACGCUUUGAGUUUGUGUCUAGUGAGUUACCUAUAUCUUGAUUUUAGUUUUGUCUUGUAGUGUGCUUCGAGCUCAUAGUUUGAGAAUAUUUUUGCUUCACCCACUGUACAUGUUUUGUUUUAUUUUAUUAUAUAUAUAUACAUACAUACAGUCUAUGUUGUAGUUUGGGGGUUCUUUAAAGUUUUAUGAAGUAUAGGACGUGUUGUAUACUACUUUAUUUUGAGUUAAAAGUUGAUAUCGUAUGUGAUACAAAAUCAUUAUGGUAUAAAGAUUUGUCACUAGCUUUUUCCAGAACUUUCAACUAUGUUGCUCAGUCUUCAUCAGCAGAAGGAGUUUGAUGAGGACCAUGUUAUGCGGUUAAAACAGUGGAAUAAACUAGUUAAGUGGCCCUCGAGUUGGGAUUAUUUUUGUUAAACUACUACACUAUUUCCAAGGUCAAUAUUGAAUUGUGUUUACCUAUAAGCCAGCAGGAAUAAGACAGGCAAAAAAAAGAAAAAAUGCAGUGGAUGAACUUGCAUGUCAACAGAUCCAUCACCAUGGCAACUGAGUAAACUACAUCAGUUGAUGAAGUUUUAAGCCCUAGAUUAAGCUAGUAAUGCAGACUCUUGGUUUUUUGUUUAACUAUGUCAAAAGGUAAAGAAUAACCUGUAAUGCUAUGUAUAAAGUUAUUUUCUAAACCUGA